AUGUCCCGUCAAGCUGAUGUAAGAGCUGAAAUCUCUAACUUCAGAAUAUUUUAUGGAGAAAAUAUCUAUAAAGCAUGGGAGAGGUACAAGGACAUUAUCAGGAAAUGUCCUAACCAUGGGGAAGAAAUAUGGGGAGUCUUGCAGACUUUCUAUAAGGGUAUUGACCAUACUUCUCAAUCUCACUUGGAUUUUGCUGCAGGAACUGGAACUCUUGAAUCCAGAUAUGAAAUCAUAGAAAGCAAUGCAGAAUGUUGCCUUCACUGGCCUUUAGAAAGAAUAAACCCAGUCAGGAAACCAGGCAUGUUGGAGUUGGAUAAACAAAUUGCCAUGGAAGCUCAACUAGCUGCCCUAAUGAAUGAAGUAAAGAGUUUGAAAGCUGACAUAAAUCAUCCCAAAUCCAAUGUUUUACAACUCACAGCCCCAGAAAGUGAACCAUGUUCAGCAUGUGGUGACCAACAUGACUCAACAGACUGUCCUUCAACAGCUCUGGUGUGUUAUGCAGAAAAUUUUGGGAGCAGGAACUUCAAUCAAGCCAGAGACAAACAGUACGUAGGUCGCAACAACAACCCAAAUUUUAGAGCAUUUGAUCAACAAAGAAGACCAAGCAAUGCUCCAUUCCCCAGAGAUGAACAACGCAUCAGUGCAUUGGAAAAUUAUGUGAAAGAAUAUGUCACCAGAAAUGAUGCAAUUGUUAGAAACAUUGAAUCCCAUCUGGGGCAAAUAGCUGUCAGGCUUAACACCGGAGUACCAGGCAAACUGCCAGGGGACACUGAAGUACCUUCAACAUCCUCUCCAGAACAGAUCAAAACAAUUACCUUGAGGAGUGGGAGAGUUGCUACACAAGCCUCAAACACUUCCAAGACAACAACCAUAAGCACUGAGGAGGAACCUAAUAAACCAGUUGAGGCAUCUCCGAGUAUUUCACACCAUGAACAACAUCAAAAGCAGGCAGCUGGCCAACUCACAGAAAACCAAGGACAUGAGGAACGAACUAUGACUGAUGAGCAAACUCAAGCUGAAACCAGUUAA
Gastrolobium bilobum is the source of this 1029-nucleotide messenger RNA. RefSeq lists its product as uncharacterized. The coding region runs from base 1 to 1029 and encodes 342 amino acids. The transcript has 2 exons. NCBI's taxonomy places the organism in Eukaryota, Viridiplantae, Streptophyta, Magnoliopsida, Fabales, Fabaceae. The record is from RefSeq and is a predicted model, not a curated record.